Molecule: messenger RNA, 894 nt
Organism: Pyricularia pennisetigena
Lineage: Eukaryota; Fungi; Ascomycota; Sordariomycetes; Magnaporthales; Pyriculariaceae
Exons: 2
Coding region: 1-894 (297 amino acids)
Biological process (GO): U6 snRNA 3'-end processing
Cellular component (GO): nucleus
Molecular function (GO): 3'-5'-RNA exonuclease activity
Source: RefSeq, a predicted model, not a curated record
AUGACCCUAGUAGACUACUCGUCAGAUGAUGACUCGGCCGCCGACACAGAAGUACCAAAGUCGGCGCCAGUAUUGGGGGUCGGCACUGAAGCCUCGCAAGCCUCGCCAGCCUCGUUGCCGCCGCUUCCGGCUUCGUUCCAUGACUUGUAUGCCUCGACAGUUCGCACCAGCACCCGUGACGACCCAGCACUGCACCACGGCCGGUCUCGCCAGAUUCCUCACGUGGUCGGCAACUGGCCGAGUCACAUCUAUAUCGAAUGGUUCCCCUCACAGGCGCAGUGCGAUGUACUAAGCUCUUUAGUCUCAGCCUUACGCUCGGACGACCACCAAGCCGGAGCUGAGCUGCACAGCUUCCUGACAAGCGAUCUAGGCACCCCGCUGCCGCUGCACAUUAGCCUCUCGCGCCCGUUCGUGCUGACCACGGAACAAAAGGACACUUUCCUGUCGCGUGUCCCAGCCGCACUCAGGCUGCGAUCGUUGUCGCGCUUCGCCGUUCGUCCGUCUGCGUUGUCGUGGCACAGGUCACCAGACUCGAAUCGCGCUUUCCUCGUCCUGCGUGUGCAGGAAGGCCGCUAUGGCGGUAACCAGGACCUGACCCGCCUGCUCGAAAGGUGCAAUGAGCUGGUCAGGGAGUUUGGUCAGCCGGAGCUGUACUCCGAUGGCGGAAGAGCGAUGGAUCGAUUCCAUGUGUCUAUUGCUUGGUCGUUUGUUGAUGUGACAGGCCUGCUCCAAUCUCGAACAGAUGCGGUCUUUCAGAGCUUCCAGGAUCGGGUGACCGCGAUGGAGAUUCCCAUCGAGUCUGUCAAGGUCAAGAUUGGCAACGUCAUUACUAGCUUGUCGUUGGCCGAGUAUGGACAGAAGCGGUCACAGACCGGAUCGCUUUUUGGCGCGUAG